This is a messenger RNA of Elephantulus edwardii (Cape elephant shrew), 834 nucleotides long. RefSeq names its product zinc finger and SCAN domain-containing protein 4-like. The record is from RefSeq and is a predicted model, not a curated record. The coding region runs from base 1 to 834 and encodes 277 amino acids. The transcript is spliced from 4 exons. NCBI's taxonomy places the organism in Eukaryota, Metazoa, Chordata, Mammalia, Macroscelidea, Macroscelididae.
AUGGAGAGGUACCAGAUUCCAAUAACUUUUCUACCACGAGCCACAACGCAAGGUCUCGACCCCUCGACCCUGGGAGCAAAGGAGGUGCAGCCUUCAACAAAAUAUGAUAAAAAUCUAUCCCAACCCCCAAAGUUCCAGGAGAGACAGAGUAUCAUGAGAGAAAGAGAAAAUGCCCUCAGCUUGGCUGCAGUAUGGCAGGAGCCUUUUUGGCUGUACUUUAAGAAAAUUAAACAUAAGUACCUGCGUAGCUCUCAGCUCAUGAACUUUCGACGAUACUGGAAGUUCUUUCACAUGUGGCUGCAGCCAGAGAAUCACAGCAAGGAAGAAAUGAUUUCCCUCCUAGUUCUGGAGCAAUUUAUGAGGGAAGGGCACUGCCAAGACAGGCCUGCUUUGAGGGAGAAAUGGAAUUCAAAUGGUAGAAACAUGAGCAAAUUCAUGGAAGACCUAAACAAUCAUCUCUCACAGCCAGCUGGUUAUGUCCGCGUCAGGAUGCAGGGACAGGAACUCUGGUUUUCAGAAGAUGCAACUUUGGAUGAUGUUAUUGCUGCCUUCAAAAAUCAACAAUCUGCAGAGACUCCAAGAGAUAAUAACUCAGGGAUUCCCUUGCAGACUCCUGAAGAUCUUCCUGCACAAACAGGACAAGGAGAAUAUGAUGAUGACAAUGGUGCAGUUUCUCAUCUGACAACCCAAGAAAACAACAGUACCAGUACAGACAACCAAGAACUUGUUCUACAUAUAAUCCCAGAAGAAAGCUUGCCCACACCUGAAGUGGGAGGUCCUGUUGCAGACAAUCCAGAAGAUGCCAGAAGAGCUGAUGCAGUUUAUCAAGCCUGA